Messenger RNA from Ochlerotatus camptorhynchus, 3498 nucleotides. Its product is annotated as DNA helicase MCM9-like. Gene Ontology annotation, biological process: double-strand break repair via homologous recombination; DNA replication. NCBI's taxonomy places the organism in Eukaryota, Metazoa, Arthropoda, Insecta, Diptera, Culicidae. Gene Ontology annotation, molecular function: single-stranded DNA binding; ATP binding; single-stranded DNA helicase activity. Gene Ontology annotation, cellular component: nucleus; MCM complex. The record is from RefSeq and is a predicted model, not a curated record. The transcript is spliced from 3 exons. The coding region runs from base 111 to 3395 and encodes 1094 amino acids.
ACGCGCGAAAUGAUUCGAGUUCAAUAUUUUCAUGAAAUCCUAAAACUACUUUAGUUUAAUACCUAGUUUUUAAAAGAAAAAAAAAAGUGCUAUUGCUUUUCUGUCACAACAUGGAGCAAUACUUGAAGCAACACUACGAUGAGGAAAUCACCAAUCUGCUGAAUAAUCCGGACGAUAUGGUUAAUGUUUCGAUCAACGUAAACCUCACUCACCUUCAACGGAAGCAAUCAGCCCUGUACAGUUCCCUGUUGCGAAACACUUGCUCAGAAUUGAUCAAAUGGAACACUUGCCUCUUGAAUGCACAGAAGUCACUAGUGGAGGGGAACAUGUUCCUCGAACCGGGUUUCCAAAUCAAACAGAACUGCCACGUCCGGUUCGUUAACAUGCCGCAAACGGUCGCCGAAGCCGUCAGAAAGGUGGCCUUCCCGAACAACGAUAACGUCGGCCAGUUCCUACAGGUGAAGGGCAGUAUCAUUCGAAUGACUCAGGCACGGUUUCUCGAGUUCAAAAGGGAGUACACUUGCAGUCGGUGUAAGAACGAUUUCAUUCUGGAAGCGCAGUACGAAAAGAGCUACGUAUUUGAUCCACCUCGAGCGUGUCCGCUAGCGGGUGAAACCGGAUGCAAGGGAAUACCGCAUCAGAAGAGCGCGCAACCUCAACCGGAUUACUGCCGAGAUUACCAGGAAAUUCGCAUCCAGGAGAUUAUGAGCGAACGGAAUGUGCCAGCGUCGUUGCUAGUUACGCUGGAGGAUGAUUUGGUGGAUAAUUGUCAACCUGGUGAUUGUGUAACCGUCGUUGGGACCAUAGAGCGUCGUUGGAGUCCAUUGGUGCAGAGCAAACGGACUGAAGUGACGAUCGCUAUGAAUGCAAACAGCAUUUCCAAGGAUGAAAAUAAGAUGAAUUUGGGAAAGGAUUUGCCGGAGCACUUGGUGUUCGUGCGAGGGGAGUGGCAGAAUACGAUCAAGGAGAUCGGGGAGCUGUCGGCCAGAGAUAUGCUGGUGCAGUCGUUCUGUCCCGAAAUCCAUGGGAUGUAUCCGGUAAAGUUGGCGGUUGCCCUGUCGCUUGCUAGCUGUACGGAACGAUUUUUGGGGAGUGGAGCGAGCAUACGAGGCCAUUCACAUUUGUUGCUGGUGGGUGACCCUGGGUUGGCCAAAUCAAGACUGUUGAAAUUUGCUUCAGAGGUAUCGAUGCGUUCGGUUUUCACCACUGGCAUGGGGUGUUCGGCAGCUGGAUUAACGGCUGCGGCAGUGAAAGAAGACGGUGAGUGGCAGUUGGAAGCGGGGGCGUUGGUCUUGGCAGAUGGGGGCGUCUGCUGUAUCGAUGAAUUUAAUCUAAUGCGAGAGUCGGACAAGGCUUCGAUCCACGAGGCGAUGGAACAACAGACGAUUAGUAUGGCAAAGGCCGGAUUGGUGUGCAAGUUGAGCACGAGAUGUGUGGUGCUGGCGGCAACCAAUCCGAAGACUCUGUUCUCGAUGGUUGAGAUGGAGGCCAAUAGCAGCGCUAAUCUGGGCAUUGGAGGACCGUUGCUGAGUCGAUUUGAUCUGGUGCUGAUUCUGACGGACGACCGGAAUAAGUACUGGGAUGUGAGAGUGGCCAAUCACAUUCUGGCCCUGUCAGUUAUGGACGAUGUGAGGGAUAAGUUUGAAGAAACCUCUCCGGAUGGUCAUUGGGAUUUGGAACGACUACAGACGCAUUUUCUUGCCAUCAAAGAUAUUCAUCCUCGGAUCACGGACGAUGCAAACACUAUUCUGGGAGCCUACUACAAACUGUGCCGAGCGGAUCCGUCUCGUGACCCUUCGCGGACUACCGUGCGGUUGCUGGACAGUUUAGUCCGCUUGUCGCAAGCACACGCUCGGUUGCUGUUCCGGGACGAGGUCACUCCGGUGGAUGCCAUCACCGUAAUUCGAUUGAUGGAAUCAAGUUGGAGCUUUGGGAAGGUUGUACCGCCGGUUGAUCUGAUACGCAAAGAGCUUCCCAUCGGGCCGACACGAGAGGAGAUCACCGAAGUUCUGGACCAGCUGCUUCUCUCCGAUAUCGUGAAGGACGUCCAGUUGGAACAGGUGAACCAAAACCGAGUGGAACAGUAUCAGAAGGAACUGGUCGAAAAGCGAAAGCAAGCUACUUCCGCCAGCAAAUGGGAUUCAUUGUCCACCCAGAAGAUCAUUCAAUUCGAUGAGAGAGUACUCAGCGAGUUGGACAAUAACAAGAAACAAAACGACGAGAAAGCAGUCAAGGAAUCGGAACCUGUCGUGGAAAAACGAAAACCACUUGAGGAAGGAGAUCUCUACUCGAAAUAUUCCUUUACCCAAAUGCGGAAAAACAACGUAAAGAAAAUAAGGAAGGAAUCAAAUUCUUCGAAUGUUGAUAAACCUCCGGAAGCUACGAAGAAAUCUAAAUCGAAAAAAGCGAUCACCGAACCUGAUCUAAAGUUGAAGGAAAAUUUGAAUAAUGAUCAAUUGGACCGCAUAUUCAGCAGUUUGCGACAGAACUUCAUGUCCGAGUUGAGUGAAGCCACUCAGCCGGCGAAACCUGAGACAGUCGUCCGAAGCAGUCAGUUGGAUACGAACUACCCUCUAGCCAGUGGUAGAUCAAGGGUCUCCCGGGAAGAGUCCUUCCGAACCAUGCUAGACGUUAGUUACCUACUGGAGGACGAAGACCUCGAAGAGAAAAGCAUUACCGUUAGUGCUAAAACGACAAAUUCCAGUAUGAGCGUGUUUGAAAACUCCGACGUAUUUAAAUCGCCGGUAACGUCCCCUUGUGAACCUGCCAAGUUUAGUGAAGAUCAUUCAUUACUUGCAAAACCUCUCAUUAGCUCGAACGAUUCGUGUUCUGAAGAUGACUCGUCUCGAUUUCGAUUUAAAAGACCCAUAGAUGGAUCCAGUGCCCAAGAGUCCCGCUUCCAGUUCAAGCGAUCGACUCGGACAAAGCCACUGCAAUCAAGCGAACCCACAGAAGAAUCCGAAUCUCGAUACCGCUUCAAAAGGCCUCCCACAGCAACAGUUAUGAACCCCAUGCUAGUAAGCCAACCCUCGGAUUUCGAUUUGGAUUUCGACACGGAGAUCCUAGCACUGGAGGAACAGCCUUCGAGCUCGACCAACCCGCAAAAACGAUCGCUCUCUGAGCAAACGUUGAACAAAAUCCGUGCCUUCGAGUUUGUGAAGAGCAACUUGGAUGACGCCGGAGAAACUUCCAAACCUGGUCCAAACGGCAAGAAGCAACAGGAUGAUAGCGCCUACGAGUCCCAGCAAUCGCACUUAUCGUCGCCGUCGUUGUCUGCGGUAAGAAAAUCUUGGAAGAUGGACGUCAAGGUACCGGAAUUGAAAGUCGUAGCAACGCUUGGAGGACCGGUGGACGUUGAUGCGGAACUGGAAAUGUUGGAGUCGGUGGAUUUUUGAACACGAUCGAAUUUAAACUGUGCUCUGAUGGCUGUGCUAUCUUCAGGACUCAUCAUGAUUGGAAUAAAAUAAUGACUGUAGUAAUACCCUGAAUGUCACUAUU